AUGAACAUCUUGCAAAAACCUCCAACUAAACUGACCUCAGAGGUUUUGUUAAGUGACCCCGUCAGACUGUGGUUGCCUCAUUCACAAUCACCGAUGAAACAUGUGGAAAUCCUGGAAAUAAGGGGCAUUUUUAAAAAGAUUGUAAAGUUUCAAGAAAUGAAACCUAUCGAGGAUACGUUGAUGAUAUUAAACAACAGAAAAAAGAAGCCUAUAAAUCUAAACAAAGGCAGAAAAAAUGAUUACAUUAAAAAAAGACUGUCAAGUAGAAAGAACAAAAAGAUCAUAGGCAAUAAAAAAACGAAAAAUGGCACCAUAAAAAAAAUUCCCAAUGGUCCUUUAAUGAAGUGGAACAAGAAAAAAUUUGUUGAAAGGGAAUUCGGAAAGGCCAGAAGAUCAAAAAGACCCAACAAGCACCUAUCCAGUGCGAAACACAGAAAGCCAAAAGAAGAUGAGAUGUAUAGCGAGGUCAAACGUAAGACACCAAGAACAAUUAUUGAAUUAUUCCCAAGACUUAGCAGAAAUAAGAAACAAGUUCGAAAAACGAAGGUACUGGACAGAAGACCCAACUCUUCCAGUAAAGCCUUAGAAAGAACUGGAUUAUCGAUUCCAGUGUCUCCAAAUGGAGACAAACACCAAGAACUUGUUCAUAGCGCUGAUGGAGAAAUGUUUUCUAAAGAAGAAACUAUAAGUACUAUAAAGAACGAAUUGAGAAGACUGCCUAUUCAUGAUGACGAGAAUAACACAAACAAGCAGUUUAAAUUUUUUUUUGAAGCAUUCGCCACAGUGGUCACCACUACAUUCGAUGGAUUAAAAGAGUCGGUCUUUUUGACACAUGCAACCACCCCCAAUUCUGAGAUAGUAUCACAAAGGUCCAAAGAGCUCCAUAAAUCAAAAAACAAUGAAUCAAAAAGCAGCAAAUCCUCCUUGGGAGCUACUACAGGCAUAUCAGUGAUUCCACCUACUAGUACUCAGAAUAAAAUAAUGUCCACUAAAGUGACUCCUUAUAUGAAUGAAAUCAGAGGAGACAAAGACUCACUGGAAAAGACGGCAAACAGACCAAAAACACUGAGCUGGGACAAAAGAGUUUUGGAGCUCACAGAAGCUCUACCCUUAACUACAGGCAUCUCCUUGGACCACUGGAUAAAAACAAACCUGGAAUUACAACCUAUGGAAAUUGGGAGUGGCAUAGUUGAUGACCAGAUAAAAAUAUUACUUCCUAACAACUCUGCUUUCCAAGUAGAGAGUAGUGGAGAUUCUCACAUAGAGGUAGAGCUUGGUCAUAGGAAUAGAACUCUACAGGUGACAGAACCAAAUCAUGUGCAAUCAACAGGAAGUACUCUCCCUUAUCCUACAGACCACAAAGGAAGUACUCUCCCUUAUCUUACAGACCACAAAGGAAGUACUCUCCCUUAUCCUACAGGCCACAAAGGAAGUACUCUCCCUUAUCCUACAUGCCACAAAGGUAGUACUCUCCCGUAUCCUACAGACCAAAAAGGAAGUACUCUCCCUUAUCCUACAGACCAAAAAGGAAGUACUCUCCCUUAUCCUACAGGCCACAAAGGAAGUACUCUCCCGUAUCCUACAGACCACAAAGGAAGUACUCUCCCUUAUCCUACAGGCCACAAAGGAAGUACCCUCCCGUAUCCUACAGACCACAAAGGAAGUACUCUCCCGUAUCCUACAGACCACAAAGGAAGUACUCUCCCUUAUCCUACAGGCCACAAAGGAAGUACCCUCCCGUAUCCUACAGAUCACAAAGGAAGUACUCUACAUUAUCCUACAGACCACAAAGGAAGUACUCUCCCUUAUCCUACAGGCCACAAAGGAAGUACUCUCCCUUAUCUUACAGACCACAAAGGAAGUACUCUCCCUUAUCCUACAGACCACAAAGGAAGUACUCUCCCUUAUCCUACAGGCCACAAAGAAAGUACUCUCCCUUAUCCUACAGACCAAAAAGGAAGUACUCUCCCUUAUCUUACAGACCACAAAGGAAGUACACUCCCUUAUCCUACAGGCCACAAAGGAAGUACUCUCCCUUAUCCUACAGACCACAAAGAUGGCAAUAUCACAAACACAGUCACUGAUGUCAGUGAAGAGAUACGUGAUAAUGUCUUCAGGCCCCUGGAGAUGGUAAUGAACUAUGGUUCUGAAACAACAUACUGCAAACCAGGAUACAAAUACUACGCUGGAGCGUGCAAAAGCAUGUGCAAUAUGGGGGAUUUCUACUGUGAAAAUGGUGGACAGUGUGUGAUCGUGGAAAAUUUGGGAGCAAUGUGCAGAUGUCACCAGACAAACAGCUUGUGUUACAGAGGAGAGUGCUGCCGGCUAUCCCUGACACCUCUCCAGUUAAUAUGUGUGAUUGGCAGCUGCUGCAUCUUCGUGUCAGUUUUCCUGGGAUCAAUCUCUCUCUUGAUCCGGAGAAUGGAUAUCAAGGCGGUGUCUAAAUCUGUGAGGACCAGACUAUGGAUUUCCACUUUGAUGCCGUCCUCAAGAUCUUCCUCUUUUUCUCAUUCAGUGGCAUCAGAGUUCACUGCAUGCUCAGAAUAUGGUUCUUCAGACCCGUCUUCAUUUACUCACAAUAAAGAGGUGACGUAUGGCGGCCGUACACUGAAAUGUGAGCGUACGCGACUUUGAGGGGUUUCUGCAGAGAUACCAGAAGCAGAUAUUGCAGUCUUAUGAUGAUUGUCUUCUUCAUAAAACCCUCAUAAUUCCCUCUCCAAUAUUCCUCAUUCCUCCGAUCCCAGAGCCUUUUUUUUUUCCUUUCCGCAAAUGCCUUGCAAUGGUCGUGCCGAAGACUUUUAGGGGUUGAGACAGGCAGUAAGGAGCGCUCUUCAUGUGUAAAUGAGCACUAAAUCUGGUGCAAUAACACACAUGGGAGUGCAGUGACUUUACUGGAGAUACAUAUUUUAUAUAUAGAGAUACAGGAGACAAAAAUAUGGAAACACUACAUGAUUUGCAGGUGCUAAAGUAACGACAUGUUUCAAGUUAAAAGCUGUCAGGAGAGCCACCGAUCGGUUCUCCUCAUCAGAUAAACGGGUCUUCCUGUUUACACUGGGGUAGAUUCAAGAAGCAAUUGCGCCUGUGUAACC
Messenger RNA from Rana temporaria (common frog), 3089 nucleotides. RefSeq lists its product as uncharacterized. The transcript is spliced from 4 exons. The record is from RefSeq and is a predicted model, not a curated record. Gene Ontology annotation, biological process: microtubule cytoskeleton organization. Gene Ontology annotation, molecular function: calmodulin binding; microtubule binding. Bases 1 to 2634 code for a protein of 877 amino acids. Gene Ontology annotation, cellular component: microtubule. NCBI's taxonomy places the organism in Eukaryota, Metazoa, Chordata, Amphibia, Anura, Ranidae.